Prorocentrum cordatum is the source of this 954-nucleotide messenger RNA. The record is from the annotation of a GenBank genome assembly. Lineage: Eukaryota; Dinophyceae; Prorocentrales; Prorocentraceae.
UCAGGCGGAAGGGGCUGAGGAGCGGAGCGGCCAGCUACAAAGGGGCACGGUCCAGUUCAAGCAUGCACGUGACGAAAACCUCCCUACCAAAAGUGGCAGCUGCCUCUCCGUGAGAAGGGUGGCGGAGGAGGAGGAGGAGGAGGAGGAGGAGGAGGAAGGAGGGGAGGAGAGGCAAGCAGGAGGAGGAGCGCCGCGGGGCCUCUUCGGGCCGGGCCGGCCGCACGCGGAGCGGCCCAUCCGACUUGUACAGCGGCUACAGAAGCUAGGACGGCGCCCCAGCCUGCCGCACCGGCCGGGACACCAGCUGCCAUGCCCAGAGCCAUGGGCACCCUACAAGGCCCUCUACCCAUGGGCCCCACGGGGUCUCGGUGUGUCCUGCGGCCCACGCCCCCAUCCGCCCACCCUGACGGCCAGCACUGCCAGGCACCCCUGCCAUCACCCCACGGGAGGGAGCCCCGCCGCCCUCAGCCCUCAGCGGCGGACGUCGCCGCGGCACGUCGGACAGGUCGUCGCCUCCUGCAGCCACCUCUCGCAGCACUCCUGGUGCAUCGUGUGGCCACAGGGCAAGCGGCGCACGGACGUCGACGCCUCGAACACGUCCAGGCACACUGGGCACGCCUCCCCCGAGGCCUCCGCGAGGCGCUGCAGCGGGCACCGCUUGUCGAUGUCACCCUUACGCCCGGCCUUGGCCAUGCCCCUCGCGCCCCGCCCGGGCGUCCCGCUCAGGGCCGCCUGCAGCUCGCGCACCCGGCGGUUGAGGUACUCCUCGUCCAUGCGAAAGGCCACGUGCAGGGGCUCCAUCGGGAGGCGCAGGCGCUCCGGCGGGGCGGGCAGGCGGCAGACGAGCUCCAGGGCGAGGCACAGCCGGACCAGGCGCAGCCACACCAGCAGGUCGGCCGGCGUGUCCCGCAUGCCGCCGGGGGCGGCGGCCGCUGCGCCACCCGCGUGGCCGGC